Messenger RNA from Heteronotia binoei (common prickly gecko), 4419 nucleotides. RefSeq names its product septin 2 (gene SEPTIN2). The record is from RefSeq and is a predicted model, not a curated record. Gene Ontology annotation, molecular function: molecular adaptor activity; GTP binding; GTPase activity. Gene Ontology annotation, biological process: cell division; cilium assembly; regulation of exocytosis. The transcript has 13 exons. Gene Ontology annotation, cellular component: microtubule cytoskeleton; synaptic vesicle; septin ring. Bases 23 to 1111 code for a protein of 362 amino acids. NCBI's taxonomy places the organism in Eukaryota, Metazoa, Chordata, Lepidosauria, Squamata, Gekkonidae.
AUUGACUUGAACCUCUGUAGAGAUGUCUAAGCAACAACCUGCCCAGUUUCCCAAUCCAGAAACACCUGGUUAUGUAGGAUUUGCAAACCUUCCCAACCAGGUUCAUCGGAAAUCUGUGAAAAAGGGCUUUGAGUUCACCCUUAUGGUGGUUGGUGAGUCUGGACUGGGGAAAUCUACUUUAAUAAACAGCCUGUUCUUAACAGAUCUCUAUCCAGAAAGAAUAAUCCCAGGAGCAGCUGAGAAAAUUGAAAGAACUGUGCAAAUUGAAGCUUCAACUGUAGAAAUUGAAGAAAGGGGGGUAAAGCUCCGACUGACUGUUGUGGACACACCAGGAUAUGGUGAUGCUAUCAAUUGUCGAGACUGUUUCAAGACUAUAAUUUCCUAUAUUGAUGAGCAGUUUGAACGCUAUCUUCAUGAUGAAAGUGGCUUGAACAGACGGCAUAUUGUUGAUAACAGAGUUCACUGCUGUUUCUAUUUCAUUUCACCAUUUGGACAUGGUCUCAAGCCCUUGGAUGUUGAGUUCAUGAAAGCCAUACACAACAAAGUGAAUAUUGUGCCUGUAAUUGCAAAAGCUGAUACCCUUACUCUGAAGGAGCGGGAGAGGCUUAAAAAAAGGAUUCUGGAUGAAAUUGAAGAACAAAGCAUCAAGAUUUAUCACUUACCAGAUGCUGAAUCUGAUGAAGAUGAAGAUUUUAAAGAGCAGACUAGACUUCUGAAGGCCAGCAUUCCAUUUUGUGUAGUGGGAUCCAAUCAACUUAUUGAAGCUAAAGGUAAAAAGGUCAGAGGUCGUCUCUAUCCAUGGGGAGUUGUUGAAGUGGAGAACCCAGAGCACAAUGACUUCUUAAAAUUAAGAACCAUGCUAAUCACCCACAUGCAAGAUCUCCAGGAAGUAACUCAAGACCUUCACUAUGAAAACUUCCGUUCUGAAAGACUUAAGAAGGGUGGCAGGAAGGUAGAAGAUGAGGAAGUAAACAAAGACCAAAUCUUGCUGGAAAAGGAAGCCGAACUCCGACGCAUGCAAGAGAUGAUUGCAAGGAUGCAGGCACAGAUGCAGAUGCACAGACAAGGAGCUGAAGGAGACAGUAGUAUGCUCCAUGGACACAAAGUCUAAAUGAUUUGGUAUCUUCAUUAACCAGAAACUCUUGAGAUGCCAUGAUGUAUUCUGUGGAGAGAAAUAACUGUUACUCUGCAGCGAUGUAGGAGCUCCUAUUUGCACUUAAUGUGCGAAUAUGCAGUGGUCAUUUCUUAAUGCCCACUUAAUAAACAAAUAAGAUUUGGUUCUGUAAUGUAAUGUAACAAUUUUACUUCUCUCUUUACUGAGCUGGUUUUAUUACUACGGAGUAUACCAAUAUUAAACAAAAAAAUUCUCAAGUAACCUAAUAUUAAUCUAAUGACAUGGAUUAAUACCACUAUUAAUGGUUGGGUUUUUGUCUUUGCUUUUUUUGUUGGUGUUGUUUUUGUUUGUUUGUUUUUGCACUGAGAAAUCAACUGACUUUGACCCAAAUCCCAAAGUCCAAAAUAUUGGUGUGGUUUGGACUUUCUGCAUAGCCUUUCCUGUGUUACACAGGGCUUAAUAAAUACACUAGUCAAAACAAUCUCUUUUACAUCACGAUCUCCCUGGUAGUCAAAGCUAUCAUUUGUUCACAUGAUAUCAGUGCCAAGAAAUUGUUGGGAAAACCUGCAGAGAGAUUCUGAAUGUGUGUUUGGUCUUUAGGAUGGAGACCUUUGCACAGAGACUGUCUAAUAGGACAAGUGACAAAAUAGGUAAUUGUUUAGUGCUGUUUUUAAUAUGGAAACAUAUAGCACUGCAUGCCUAUGAACACACUCUUAGCUGCUCUGCCUUUCUAAGGCUUUUAUUUUGUCAAGUAACUAUACAAAGUGUGAUCUUUUGUAGGGUUAACUAAAAGAAACCAGUAUUAAGUAUUAAAGGUAUUCUGUCAUAUCUUCAGAGACAUACUUUCUGUAGUCUUUGAACAAGUGCUUUAAAAACAACCCAAGUAGAACCAAAACCCCAUUCUAUGUGGGGACCCAAUAUUCCUGUAAUCAGGAAGAUGGAUCCUGAUCUAAGUUGCUUUCUUUAACCAUUCAGACCCAAAUUGUGUAAAUGUGGCACUUCAUUUUUCUGUGAAAUUAUUUUGUAAAGAUUGUUUGAACUUCAACAUUCACAAAAGGCGGGGAGGUGCAUAGAUCACAGAGCAAAACUAAAUCUUGUGCUCUCUAGUCUUCUAACAUGUAUAACACUUUGGAAAUUUAAAUUUUCUUGGUCAGUGCUUUGUAUUUAUUGUUUCUGAUGAUCUAGCAUGUUUCAUGGUUGUAUACUGUAUUUUGACUAAAAAAGAUUAUUCAGAAAAACAAGAAAAAUCAACACUCUAUCCAUAUUAAUGUCAACAAACCAAAAUAAUAUUCAUACAAAGUAAACUAAAAACUUACUGGUUUCAGCAAGUAGCAGCAAUUUCCAUUCUUGGGGGGAUAGCAAAGAAAGUUUGAACUGUUUUUGCUCCCUUUGAAAAUUACAUAAAUAUAAUUGUACAUGCCUAUAUGUUGUGUGCUAUGAAAAAAAUUCUUAAUCCCUUUCCUCUUUUUUUUUUUUAAGAGAAAGGUAAACAUCCCAAAAUCACAGUAAUUGCUUACCCCUUAAGCCAGACUGUUUUCUUUGCUUUUUUGUAGUUGGAACAACAGUUUGGGGCUUUGAUUGGUUUUUUAAAAAAAUGUGUUGGUGGCAUUAGAUUCAAAACUUGUGGAAUAUGCAGUAGAGCUGCAAGGGAGGAAAAUUGCUUGCUGUGUGUUCCUUUUCUGCAUCUUUUUUUUUUUGCCAGUACUUGAGAAACUAUUAACCGUUGCUACUGCAGAAUUUAUAACUGCUAACACAAUGGACUAAUCUGUGCCAAAAGAUUGAAAAUUGAUGUUACCUAAUCUGGUCACCACCUAUCACUACAUGUAUACUUUUUCAGUAUAGUUUAAUCUUGCAUGUAGUCCUGUAAUUGUUAUCCUAGUCUUUAAGUCAUUGCUGCUUCCUAGAUUUGUAUCUAGUCCUGCCAUAAGUGACCCUGAUUAGCAAAAAAAGGAAACCAAAUGUAUUGUUAUAGCUUUGUUUUUUAAAAACAACAAAUGAUUUAAAAAUAUGCAGAAAUCUUGAGGAAGUAGAUAUGCAAAGUAUGGAUUUUUCAAUUUCUAAGUAGAAACACUAAAACCUAGCUGUUUAAAUCUGUCAGCAAAGAAAUUUGAUCAUAAAUGAGCCAGAAAGUUUUAGCAUUUUUGUCUGCAUCCUCUCCCAUCACCCAAAACUAAAGUUGUUUGUAUUCUUUGUGGGAUUGUCAUACUGCAUCAGUUGCAGAAGCAAUGUCAUUAAUUCUUGCAACUAGAGGAGAAGUUGGCAGACAUUUCUGCCUUGCAUGAACUGAGCGAGUUGCAUGAGCAAAGGAAAAGGUCACAUAAGGGGAGAUUACUGCUCAUUUCCUCUUAUGAGUGCACCUUCCCUUGUUAUGCCAUGCCACAUUUCAUACUAUUUCUGGCACUCCUGACCCUCAGCUUUUGGGGGGAUGCAGAUGCCAGACUGCAAAGGAAAAAAAGAGGGCACAGAGGUUUUGUGCAAACUUGCUCCAUUCAUAGUGAAUAGAGCUAGGUUUUGAAGGCUUGGAUCCAGCCCUCGCUGUGUUUAUGUAUAAGGUAGAUGCUAUAGUAAACAGUAUAGCACUGAAAUAACAUUAUACCAGUGUUACAAAAAUAAGAACAUUUAAUAUGUGCCAAAUAGCUGGUAUCCUGUACACAAUAUAUCUUAAUUUCUUUAAACUAUCAGGGUAACUGUUACAUCUGUGAAGAGCUUGGAAUUUAUUCUGUUCACCUGCAUGUGUGUUUUGGUUGCUGUGACUAGAACUUUAUUAUGUAGUCUGGUCUACCUAUGGAAUUGUAUUUUAGAAGUGUCUUGGUGUGUUUUGAUAGCAUACAACUAUCAAAAUUAUUACUUUUAGUUACUAAACUGUUACAAAUUACAUUGGGGGGGUUUCAAUUUUUCAUUUUCUGAACAUUCUUCAACCAAGUGAAACUUACGUUCCAUGAGACUUCUUGUGCCUGGCAUAGUUCUUUAACCUGUCUGUAUCUCUUUUCCUGCUGUAAGCCCCUUUCUAAUAUUUAGCUUUGAAGGAGCAUAUGGAAGCAUUCUUUCUGGAGCAUCCUCCAGACUUGAGAAACAGAUACUUGGCAUCAAAAGUUAUCAGACCAUUUUGGGAUUGUCAUGCAUCUACAAAGCUUUUUUCAGACACUUUUCUUUAAUAGAAAUACCACAGUUACAGUUUUAGGGUAUGUUAACACUUGUACUUUUUAUAUUUGGAUACUCAAAGGGCUAAUUUUUGUAUAAAUAACAUUUGGUUUUCUGUACUCUGACAUUAACCAAGACUAUUAAUAAAAAUAACAUAACAUGUU